GGACUCGCGCGCGUGCAUCCCGCACCAUUCCCCGGCCUGCGGCCCCGGCCCGCGUCCCCGCGAGCUGCCGCCGCCGCCGCCGCCGCCGUCGGAGCGCCGGGCCCAGCCGGGGCCGCGGGAGGCGGGGGCGCCCGGGCCCUGGAUGUCCCGCAGCGCGGCGGCCAGCGGCGGAACCAGGAGGCCCGAACACCGCUUGCCCCCAGCCCCGUGUGGGGCCCCGGGGCCCCCUGCACCCUCCAGGACGGAGCCAGACGGGGCGGGCACCAUGAACAAGUUACGGCAGAGCUUGCGGCGGCGGAAACCCGCGUAUGUCCCCGAGGCGUCACGGCCACACCAGUGGCAGGCAGACGAGGAUGCUGUGCGCAAGGGCACCUGCAGCUUCCCUGUCAGGUACCUUGGCCACGUGGAGGUGGAGGAGUCCCGGGGCAUGCAUGUGUGUGAAGAUGCUGUGAAGAAGCUGAAGGCGAUGGGCCGCAAGUCGGUGAAGUCAGUCCUGUGGGUGUCGGCCGAUGGGCUCCGAGUGGUGGAUGACAAGACCAAGGACCUGCUGGUCGACCAGACCAUCGAGAAAGUCUCCUUCUGUGCUCCGGACCGCAACCUGGACAAAGCUUUCUCCUACAUCUGCCGGGACGGGACCACGCGCCGCUGGAUGUGCCACUGUUUCCUGGCACUCAAGGACUCCGGCGAGAGGCUGAGCCACGCCGUGGGCUGCGCCUUCGCCGCCUGCCUGGAGCGGAAGCAGCGACGGGAGAAGGAGUGUGGGGUCACGGCGGCCUUCGACGCCAGCCGCACCAGCUUUGCCCGCGAGGGGUCCUUCCGAGGGCGGCCGGCCGAGCGAGAGGCCCCUGAAAAAAAGAAAGCAGAGGCAGCAGCUGCCCCCUCCGCGGCGCCCGGCCCCGCACAGCCUGGACACGUGUCUCCGACACCCGCCACCACAUCCCCCGGCGAAAAGGGGGAGGCGGGUACCCCGGUGGCAGCGGGCACCACAGCGGCCGCCAUCCCUCGGCGCCACGCCCCCCUGGAGCAGCUGGUUCGCCAGGGCUCCUUCCGGGGCUUCCCCGCCCUCAGCCAGAAGAAUUCGCCUUUCAAACGGCAGCUGAGCCUGCGGCUGAACGAGCUGCCGUCUACACUACAGCGUCGCACCGACUUCCAGGUGAAAGGCACAGUGCCGGAGAUGGAGCCCCCUGGGGCCAGUGACAGCGACGGCAUCAGCGCCCUCUGCACGCAGAUCAGCUCUUCCUUCGCCAGUCCUGGGGCCCCCACAUCAGGGCCCCCGCCCACCUCGACAGGGACAUCUGCCUGGGGCGAGCCCCCCGUGGCCCCCGCCGCGGCCUUCCAGCCCGGGCACAAGCGGACCCCUUCGGAGGCCGAGAGGUGGCUGGAAGAAGUGUCCCAGGUGGCCCGAGCGCAGCAGCAGCAGCAAGCCGCCGCCGUGCCCGCCGCCGUGCCCGCCGCCCUGCAGCCCUACCCCGCCCCCGUGGGGCCCUUCGACGCCGCGCCCGCCCAGGUGGCCGUGUUCCUGCCGCCCCCACACAUGCAGCCCCCGUUCGUGCCCGCCUACCCGGGCUUGAGCUACCCCCCACUGCCCCGGGUGCCCGUAGUGGGCAUCACGCCCUCCCAGAUGGUGGCCAACGCCUUCUGCUCGGCUGCCCAGCUCCAGCCGCAGCCCGCCGCCCUGCUGGGGAAAGCGCGGGCCUUCCCGGCCCCCGCCACGCCCAGUGCCCCGGGGGGCCAGGUCCGCCCCCGCCCCAGUGGGGCGCCCUGGCCCCCGGAGCCCACCCCGGCCCCGGCCCCGGAGUUGGACCCCUUCGAGGCCCAGUGGGCGGCCUUGGAAGGCAAACCUGCAGCCGAGAAACCGCCCAACCCCUUCUCCGGCGACCUGCAAAAGACCUUCGAGAUUGAGCUGUAGCAGCGUGUGCGGGUGCCUGACCUGGGGGCUGCAGGCACCCCCCGUCCCGCAGCCUGCGCCC
Sorex fumeus (smoky shrew) is the source of this 1970-nucleotide messenger RNA. RefSeq names its product NUMB like endocytic adaptor protein (gene NUMBL). The coding region runs from base 143 to 1909 and encodes 588 amino acids. Lineage: Eukaryota; Metazoa; Chordata; Mammalia; Eulipotyphla; Soricidae. The record is from RefSeq and is a predicted model, not a curated record. The transcript is spliced from 10 exons.